Molecule: messenger RNA, 1712 nt
Organism: Orcinus orca (killer whale)
Lineage: Eukaryota; Metazoa; Chordata; Mammalia; Artiodactyla; Delphinidae
Gene: JMJD7
Product: jumonji domain containing 7
Exons: 13
Coding region: 97-1047 (316 amino acids)
Molecular function (GO): 2-oxoglutarate-dependent dioxygenase activity
Source: RefSeq, a predicted model, not a curated record
GGGAGCCCGGGCUUGAGGCCGCAGGGAAGGGCGGGGCCUCGGGCCCGGGGCGAGGUCUUAAGGAGAGAGGGAGGGAGGGGCGGUGGCGGCGUCAUCAUGGCGGACGCGGCUUUGGACGCUGUGCGAAGGGAGUUACGGGAGUUCCCGGCUGCGGCAAGGGAGCUCAGCGUGCCUCCUGCUGUGCCCUACCUGGACAAGCCCCCGGGUCCACUCCACUUCUACCGUGACUGGGUCUGCCCCAACAGGCCCUGCAUCAUCCGAAAUGCCCUGCAGCACUGGCCAGCCCUCCAGAAGUGGUCCCUCCCCUACCUCAGAGCCACGGCGGGCUCCGCGGAGGUGAGUGUGGCGGUGACCCCAGAUGGUUACGCGGAUGCCGUGCGAGGGGACCGGUUUGUGAUGCCUGCCGAGCGCCGCCUGCCCCUGAGCUGUGUGCUGGACGUGCUGGAGGGCCGAGCACAACACCCCGGGGUCCUCUACGUGCAGAAGCAGUGCUCCAACCUCCUCACCGAGCUGCCCCAGCUGUUGCCUGAUCUGGAGCCCCACGUGCCCUGGGCCUCUGAGGCGCUGGGAAAGAUGCCUGAUGCUGUGAACUUCUGGCUGGGGGAGGCAGCUGCAGUGACAUCAUUGCAUAAGGACCACUAUGAGAACCUCUACUGUGUGGUCUCGGGAGAGAAACACUUCCUGCUGCAUCCACCCAGCGACCGGCCCUUCAUCCCCUAUGAGCUGUACACACCGGCAACCUACCAGCUAACCAAAGAGGGCUCAUUCAAGAUGGUGGAUGAAGAGGCCAUGGAGAAGGUGCCUUGGAUCCCACUGGACCCCUUGGCUCCAGAUCUGGCCGAGUACCCCAGUUACAGUCAGGCCCAGGCCCUUCACUGCACCGUGCAGACUGGCGAGAUGCUCUAUCUGCCCGCCCUGUGGUUCCACCACGUCCAGCAGUCCCAUGGCUGCAUGGCCGUGAAUUUCUGGUACGACAUGGAGUAUGACCUCAAGUACAGUUACUUCCAGCUGCUUGACUCCCUCACUAAGGCCUCAGGCCUCAACUGACCGAGCCCUGGUGAACAUCGCCAAGGACGACUUACGGAAAAGGCCGUGCCCCUCCUGAGCCAGUCACCUCGAGAGGCAAUCUGGAGUCAGAGGUUCUGGCUGCUGGCCCAGCUGGGCUUAGGGUCAGCUUCAGAGGAUCGGGAGGACCAGGAGGCGCCAGGCAGGUCUGGGUGUGGUCUCCCAGGCAGCUGGCGCACAGAUAACGAUCGUUCCUACUUCAUGGCGUGUUGGGGCUGGUAUCUGUAAGGAUGGCACUGGUCUGGCGCAGAGGAAGCGUUCAAUAAAAGGCGGCUAUGAUUCACGUGCUGCCCGCCAUUCCUUCCUCCCAAGGACUCUCUGCCUCAUGGCUCUGAAAUGGGCUCUAGGCAGAGCUCCCUGGCACCAUGGAUUUGGGCCCUGAGAACUCAGGCUCCCAGCUGCCGUCCUGGGGCCCCAGAGGAAGUGGCCGCUCCUGUGUUCUUUCUCAGUUGCUUAGGGCAUGAUGGGCAAAGGUGCCUGGGACCUGCUUGCUCACCAUUCAUGUCCUGCAGGCCCGUGACCUGCCCUCCAAGGACCUAUUGACCCCCUCUGACUGCUACGUGACUCUGUGGCUGCCCUCGGCCUCCAGCCACCAGCUCCAGACGCGCGUGGUCAAGAACAGCAGAAACCCCAUCUGGAAUCAGAGC